Messenger RNA from Cephus cinctus (wheat stem sawfly), 4674 nucleotides. RefSeq names its product protocadherin Fat 4 (gene Cad96Cb). Gene Ontology annotation, cellular component: plasma membrane. NCBI's taxonomy places the organism in Eukaryota, Metazoa, Arthropoda, Insecta, Hymenoptera, Cephidae. Gene Ontology annotation, biological process: homophilic cell-cell adhesion. Bases 183 to 2561 code for a protein of 792 amino acids. The record is from RefSeq and is a predicted model, not a curated record. Gene Ontology annotation, molecular function: calcium ion binding. The transcript has 17 exons.
CCUCAUUGUUAGUUUAAACUCAUGGGUUAAAAGGAAUGUUUAAAAAAUUAGUGUAUCAAGAACUAUAUACAUACAGUGACGGUACAAACACAUCGUCCCUGCGAUUAAUGGAUGUUUUGAGAACAAUCCUUCGUGAUGUGUCAGACAAAAUCUGAAACGUUGGAUGGAGAUCUUGGAUCGAUAUGGAACACAUUAUCCUGAAGAUUCUACUGUCGCUUCUAUGUGCAACUUCACGUUUUACCGCAGGACAACUGAUACGAGACAAAAGAUGCUUCUUGGAGAACGGCGCCACCGCUGCUCAUCUCUUUGUCAGCGAGGAUCUAGAGGUUGGAGGUCUCGUUGGUAUACUUGGAGUACUGGGAGAUCCUGGACCUCAGGGCGAUAUCGAUCUCAGACUUCAGGAACGGGAUAGUCCUGUUACGUUUUCACAAAAUUCAAGAAAUCUCACGCUCACCAGACCUCUGGACAAGGAGGGUGUCGACGGACCAGCCAGUGUAUACGUGAACGUCAUCUGUGAGAGGAAACGCACCCUGGAUCCUGGAUUUGUCAUUCCUGUAAAUAUUCGUGUAACCGACGCCAAUGACAAUGCACCACAAUUCGUCAAUGCACCUUACGUGCUCAAUAUUUCUGAGGUCACCGUUUUGGGAACCAGAGUUCUGCAAGGGGUCAGGGCAGUAGAUGCUGAUCAGCCUGGACCUUAUUCCACAGUACAGUAUUCAGUCCUUCCUGGACCACAUUCGGAUUACUUUGUAUUCGUAAACGCCUUGGAAGGUACCCUAGUAUUAAGGAAACCACUGGACUACGAGACGCUGAGUAAUUUCUCUGUUGGAAUUCGUGCUCAGGAUCAAGGUAGUCCACCACAAUCUUCGGAAACGACUCUCUUUGUAAAUGUAAUAGAUGCCGAUGAUCAGAAUCCGGCAUUUUUAAACGAUCAGUACAGAGUCGUUAUUCCUCAUCGUGUAAAAACCAGAUCCAUAUUGCGUGUUGAUCCAGAGCCAAUAAAGGCCGUGGAUCAGGAUCUUGGAAUAAACGCUCCUGUACGUUAUUCAGUUCAAGGAGGAGUUCUACCUUUUCUUAUACUAAAUCCUGAAACGGCUGAUAUCAUCGUAUCGCGUCCCUUACAGGAUCAUGAACUCAUUUCUUCAGCGACCCUAGUUAUUAAGGCAACCCAAAUAGACAAUCCGGACAGGUAUGCCCUUACCACAGUGGAAGUGUCCCGUGAAGGAAGUCUAGGAGUUACACCUACCGCAGGUGGUCGAUUACCUGUACGAUUUGUACUAAAGGAUUACCAAGCAAGCGUUCCCGAAAAUACACCACCUGGAAGCGUUAUACUGACAGCCGGUGUUAAUAAAAUAGAUUCUAACUUAAGGUUUUGGCUUGUCGGUGCCGCCGAGGACCUGGAAAGAUUCUCAAUAACCAGUUCCGGUGAAUUAAUAUUGAAAGGUGCAUUGGAUUAUGAGAGACGGAUUCAGCAUAGCUUUUUGGUUCACGUCACCGAUGGGACGCAUAAUGACACGUCGAGAGUGAAUGUAUCGGUAGAGGAUGUCAACGAAUGGGAACCAAGGUUUCGACAUCCUAGAUAUGAAUUUCAUGCAAGAACCUUAAGAGAGGGAUCAAUAGUUGGCAGAUUGGAAGCUGCGGAUGGGGAUAGAGGAGAUAGAGUUUCUUUAUCGCUGAGAGGUCCUGAUGCAAGAUCGUUUGAGAUUCGUGAUAAUGGCGAACUGAUCUUAAGGUCAUCUGGACCAUUCAAUGGUACCAUAGCCAGAGUAGUAGCUAUUGCUUCAGAUACUGGUCGGCCACCACGAUCUAGUAUGGUGCCAGUAAUAGUACACGUGCCAAAUUCAGGCUCACUGCCAAUAGCCGCCAGGGCGGCUCCAGCCUGGCUUGGAAGUAGUGUACUUUUAGUGGCUGUAUUUGGAGCUGUAUUGGGACUCCUCGGAGUGGUGAUACUCGUACUGAUCCUCUAUAUAUAUAAACAUAAGAGACCUAAGAGCAGCGGAUCUGUAAGUUCCGUGGGUACCGGGUACAGAGAAAAAUCACCAGUUCCUUCAGCUCUGAGUCCCACGCCUCAGGUUCUGGGAGCUAGUGCACUUCAGGAUGUCCUGGAGUCAAGCAGAGAACGUGAUCCUGGUACCAGUGAUAUUGGCAAUCCUGUAUUCGGAGAGGACAACGAGAGCAGCUAUAAUGCUACUAUUAAAAGUGUCAUAUCUGCCAGACAGAUGCCUUUGUACUCAAGGCACAAGGUAGCACCAGCACCAAAUCCACCAGCUCUGGCUGCUACAUCGAAUAUUCCAAACGUAGGAGGACUAGUGCAGAAUAUGAAUGAUCUUAGUGCUCGUACAAAUCUUGAUAUGGGAUCUCAGAAUUCCUCGAAUUAUUCCGGAGAACCGCCAGACUCUUUGGUACCCACGUGGCCGGUCGGUUCCAUGUCUAGACGCGUUAAAAAGUUAUCCUGGGACGACGAUGACAGGACUGUGGACAGCGUGGAAGUUGCUGCGGAAGCUCGAGCAGGAACAAGUCAAACCGGAAACGAGCAGCUUAAUCUCACUGUAUAUUUCUGAAUUCAAAAGACUUGGUCCAAUCUCGCGCCAAGUACCGGCAACCGGUGAUACAGGCGAGUGGAGGACCGAAACUAUUUAUCUGAAUCGAAGAGAACCUGGGAUUUUUUAAAAAGGAAAAUUCUCCAUGACAAAUGAGAGACAGUUGAUAUUACAUAUAAUGAUAAUUGUUUAAGCAAAUAAAUUAUAUCGUUAUACGGUAUCUUACGUGUUGCAGUAUUUACAGUCUGCCUUGCUGUUACGAAGUCUUGUAAUAGUUUUACAAAAUUUAGGUCACCUAGUCAAGUAUGCUCGAUGAACUGUUUGGUGUCAUUAAGAAAAAAUGUAGUUAACGCAACGAACCCAGUUUAUCUAAACAAGCUUAAACAAUUUCAUUGAAAAAGAAAAUAGUGAACUCUGUAUGUUAAUAGCUUGGUAGCAUGAAUGAAACGACCUGUAUUUCAGAAAAGGAUGACCCCUUAGUAGAAUUUGCUUUAAUUUAAGGAAAGAUUAAACUUUCCUGGAUACGAGGAAGAUAAUGAGGCAUCCUUGUGAGUCUAUCUACCGCAAGUUUUAUUCAAAGAACACACAAUAUGUUUUAUGUGCAAAUCAGGUCAGUAGGUUAAUCGUAACAGCUUCCUACAUUGAAGGAAUUAUAUUAAUCGAUACCAAUAGGUUGUAUUGAUCGGCCAAUCAAGGAGGCUAACAAGAUGGAUAUAGAAUAACAAAGGAAAAAGUUAAUUGGAUGUAACUAAAGGCGCUAGGAACUACGUUUAAGGAAUAUGAUCCAAAUGGAUUCUGAUAGGCAAGCCUGUAGGUGAUAAGAAGAUCUUAGGAUUCAUAAGAAGACCAAUUUUAUUUUGCUAAACUGGACCGUGAAAAGAAGCGUGCAAAAUUGCUUGCCAUGUAUUACGUUACUGUAUUUUACAGUACAAGGAUUGUAUAUUUCUGAUUGAUAAUAAUGGAGACUAUUUUAGGCGUACAAUUGUACUUAAAUAAUGUAAAUACUUUGUAAGUAGGUGGAAAUUGUAAAUUUUUAAGAUCUGCAAAUUGCACAUUCGAAAAAUACAAUUUCUUGUAAUAUUUGGCAGAAAAGGAUAUCCUCUUUCGAAAGAAUCUAUUUUGCGUAACGUUACUGUGAUUUACUAAAUUCGUAGAAUCGAUUGAUAAUUCUGAUCGCGUAAUGUACUUGAGCUAAUUACAAGGAACUGCGUAAUCUACUAUUGUUUUGUUAUCGAAUCAAUAGAAUUUAUAUUAAAUCCAUUACGACGUUUUUCUUAAUCAAUAUUUAUGUAGUGGAGAAGCCGUUUGUAUGCGAAUCGUCCCAUUCAAAAGUUUACACUAUAGAGUCUUUGGUUAAUUUGUUUGGUUAAAUACUUUACUUUUACGGAGAAAAAUAUAGCUUUUAGCAUACGAAUAGAGUAUCAGUAGAAGGAAACAGUAUAAUGGCAAGAAUAAAAUAUGUCAAAAUUAGUGAAGUAUCUGUGGCGGCACUUUGGAUACCUACGUGCUCGUGAAAGAAAGUGACUCGUCUCAAGGUGGGGAGAAAGUGACCCAGAGAAGACCGCAGCUACUUGGGAUCAUCGACAGUUAUCUUAGUCUUCUGGUACACGUCGAAGCCAACUACGUCUUCCGCGAGAAGGAAUAUUUUAGUGUGAGAUAAAGAAAAGAAAUAGGAAGAACGUUGAUCACUGGUGCUUUUUUAAAUUGAACGUGAGUUUAUGGGACUUUUAUACAUAUUAAUUUCCAAUGAUGCCAUCUAUGGUAUUGAGAUAAAUUGAAAAUAAUUGUUUGACGUAAUUAAGUUGAAAUAUUUUUAUUUAAAUAAAUUUCACAAAAUGUAUUAUGGGUUUUGUGCUUUUUCAAUAUGUCUUUGUUUCGCCAAUUUUCAUUACUUAGAACGAGGCUUAUGCGUUUCGACGAAAUGACACUGGUGGAAUUUCCUGGAGAAAGUCGUGAACCAGGAACUCCCCGGAUUCGAAGUUGCACGAGCUGUAGUAUUGUUUCCGAUGCUAAUUUUGGAUUAAUAUGUAACGAUAAUGGGAUUAAUAUUCGUAUGACAAUGCGCGGUCAUGAAAGUUUAUGUAAAUUAAUUGGAAAUGAUGUAACAAUGAAAGCUUUUAUUCUUUUCGAACAA